AUGCUGGCACGGGCAGUUUCAAGGGCACAGCCGGCGGCAGCAGCCCGUUUUCACACCAGCUCCUGGGCCCCGGGGUACUUGACCAAGGUGCGCCAGGUGCUCAACGAGUCGCGGCCAGCAAAAGCAAAACUGGCAAAGGAAUCGCAAUCUGGAUCCUCCAAGGAGCAGCAGCAGCAGCAGCAGCAGCAGCAGCAGCAAGAACAUCAAAGGUGGCAGCAAAAGUCUAAGCUGCAACAACAGCAAGUCGCCCAUGCCGCAGGCCACCAGUUCCAGCCAGCAAUGAAGGCCGCUGAUCCAAUGGUGGCCAUGCCCAAGGUGUUUGGCAAAAUCGAGCAGCCGGUCGACGCCGAGGUCGGCAAGUUUGUCAUUAUCGGAGCUGCUAACGCGGGCAAGUCGACGCUGAUAAAUCGUCUCACCAACUCGCGGGUCUCGAUCGUUUCGGCGCGCCCGCAGACCACACGCACAAGGAUCAUGGCCAGCACAACGGUCGACAACAGGCAGCUGCUGUUUCUGGAUACGCCUGGCGUUGUGAGCCGUCAGGCGCUGCGGCGGGUGUCGCGGUCAGUGGUGACUUCGCCCUGGACUACUAUUGCCGAGGCGGACUAUCUGAUUGUGUUGCUGGAUGCGUUCAAGCUGACCGAGAAAACAGACGCCGUGGAGAAGUACCUGUUUGCACAGCUGGGCACGAAUUCGAAAACACCGGCCAUUCUGGUUGUCAACAAAAUCGAUCUGGUGCAAGACAACGACAAGCUGGGCGAGAAGGUUCGCGAGUAUAUGGCCCAGUACAGCCACUUUGUCGCUGGCCCAGUCUUCAUAUCGGCGCUGGGCGACACCAACGUCGAGGAGCUCAAGCAGAUUCUGCUGGCGAGCACCAAGGCCGGAGACUGGCUGGUUCCGGCUGAUGUCAGCAGCGACAUGUCGGAUCUGAUGCGCGUCGAGGAGCUGAUCCGCGCCGAGUGGUUUGCGCGUCUGGAGGGCCACCUGCCGUACGUGGUCAAGCAGCGCAAUGUUGGCUGGGAGGAGGUGCCGAUUCCGCCCAAGUACGUGGCCGGCGAGGGUGAGCCAGCUGCAGUUGAGCGCAAGGCGCUGGUGAUCAGCCAGGAGCUGGUGGUGUCGUCGAAGGGCGAAGCCAAGAUUCUGACCGGUGCGGGCGGCAGCGUCAUUCUGGGGAUAAGUCGCUCGGCCAACGUCAACAUCUCCAAGGCCCUGGGACGGCCGGUGCGCCUCCAUCUGCAGGUCAUCGUCGAGGAGGACACGCGGCGUCGGAAAUAG
Messenger RNA from Linderina pennispora, 1272 nucleotides. Its product is annotated as P-loop containing nucleoside triphosphate hydrolase protein. The coding region runs from base 1 to 1272 and encodes 423 amino acids. The record is from RefSeq and is a predicted model, not a curated record. The transcript has a single exon. Gene Ontology annotation, biological process: ribosomal small subunit assembly. Gene Ontology annotation, molecular function: GTP binding; ribosomal small subunit binding; rRNA binding. NCBI's taxonomy places the organism in Eukaryota, Fungi, Kickxellomycota, Kickxellomycetes, Kickxellales, Kickxellaceae.